AUGUCCAACAAAUUCUCCACGGCUGAGACAGGCAUCUUAUGGGACAUCGAAGGUUGCCCGAUCCCUAAUGGUCUCUGUCCUGGUUCGAUACGUAGGAAUAUCAAAUUAGCUCUUGAGAAUAUGGGUUAUCAUGGUGAAAUAUCAUCAAUCACUGUUUAUUAUGAUACGAAUCUAAACCCUGACGACUUCGAAUCCGUCGGAAUCAAGCUCGUACGCACAUCAGCAAUAGAUAGAUUUGCGAAAGGUAGAUGGAUUUUUCUGGACGUUUCUGAUUGGCGGGGGUCGCACAAACCAUCAAAUUUGAUGGUAAUUUUACGAGACUACAAUUAUUACGUUGUCAAGACUAUUUGCUCUACAGAUUCAUCAGAAGUCAAUAUUCUCUUAGGCUUGGCACAGCCUGAAAAGGCAUCAGAAGAACUACUUGGUAAGGCAAUUUCGGUAUGGCUUUGGACAAGCCUAUUAGGUGGAGGAAGCCCUAUCAAAGACCAAAGCGGAAGAAACUCACAACAACAACGUCUUGACGACAGUACUUCUGUUUCUGGUGGAAGCUCUACAACUCUGAACCAACAAUUGCAGAAACCGUCGUCAACACGAAAUCAGACUUUGGCCCAGAAGAAGAUACGGAAGCCUAAAGUCCGAACAGAGUCAAGGUCCAAUAAGAUGAUAUGGAAGCCCAAAGUCCAAGCAGGUUCAAGACCCAAUUAA
Messenger RNA from Thlaspi arvense, 705 nucleotides. NCBI's taxonomy places the organism in Eukaryota, Viridiplantae, Streptophyta, Magnoliopsida, Brassicales, Brassicaceae. The record is from the annotation of a GenBank genome assembly.